ACUCCAAAGCCUCAGCAGCCUCUGCGUCCUAAUGUCAUCAGACCUGCUGCUGCAUGGCAAGGGGCAAACUCUGUGGGAGAAGGAGGAUCUAAAAGUGCUGUGGAGCCCUCGGGGAGCACAUCUGUGCAGGAUGAGCAGGAUUCAGCUCUGCCCUGCCAGGGAGAUGAGUAUAAUCACGUGGAGGACAGCAGUGCUGGACCAAGCAGGGAUGAGAGUGUGAACUUUGCCUUGGAGCAGCCUGGACCCUCUAAGCUCAAUGGCCCCAGCUCUGAACUCACAAGUAAGCAGGAGCCUGGCCCGAGUUUGCUGCCAGCAAGAAAGACGAGUCCACAGCCUGCUGUUAACACUGCUAGUCUGGAGAAUGCAGACCUUCCACCACAACAGGAGGAAAAGAUGGAAACCCAGCAAGGAGAGAGCUUGGAGCCAGAGCAAAACCUGAAAGGAACAGCUGCUGCAAGCGGCACAGAGCAGGAGAUCCAGGGGAGCAGCCAGCCGGAUCGCCUGUGCUUCCAGCCCCUGGAAGGCGAAACACACGCUGUAGCAAAUGGUUGUGCUCCUCAGCAAGGGCAGCCAGAGGCAUACCCAGAAUCUCUGAGGGCAUAUGGAGAGAAGGCUCCCGGGCCAGCCUUUCCCCGACCGGAGCCACAGCAGGACGGGAUUCCAGGCCCUGCUUCCCCCCAGCCAGCACAUCCUCCGGAGGACACGGGGCAGCAGGCAGGGGUGGACAACGAGCAGCCUGGUCCAGCCUUCCUCCCACAGGGCUCUCAGGAACUUGGCUCGAGUAAUGUGCCAGAACAAGGAGCUGCUGGGCAGGAGCAGGACCUCACUGCACUGCUCAUCAGGGAGACAGAAGCAAGAUUCCCAGAUGUGAAGAAGGAAUAUAUUGAAGAAUUAAUCAUCAUCAAGAACUGCUAUGACUUAAAUGUACUUUGUAACUUUCUUCUGGAAAAUCCAGAUUACCCAAAGAAGGAAGGCAGAGUGGUUUUAAAUCCCAGCAGCAGUCUGCUUGCCAGCCAAGAUGAGACAAAGGUGCCUAAAGUGGACUACUUUGACUUUUCCAAACUUGCCCCCCUUGACCAGCGGUGCUUUAUCCAGGCAGCUGACCUCCUCAUGGCAGACUUCAAAAUGCUGAGCAGUCAGGACAUCAAGUGGGCACUGCACGAGCUCAAGGGACACUAUGCAAUCACACGAAAGGCCUUUUCAGAUGCUAUCAAAAAAUGGCAGGAGCUGUCUCCCGAAACCAGCGGGAAGCGAAAAAGGAGGAAAGAAAUGAAUCAAUAUUCAUAUAUAGACUUCAAAUUUGAGCAAGGGGAUGUGAAAAUUGAGAAGCGCAUGUUCUUCCUGGAGAACAAGAGACGGCACUGGAGGUCCUAUGACAAACUCUCUCUUCUCCCCCCGGUGCUACUGGAGCAGGAAUUCUAUGAGCAAAAAGUCAAAGAGAUGGCAGAGCAUGCAGACUUCCUCCUGGCUCUGCAGAUGAAUGAGGAGCAGUACCAGAAGGAUGGGCAGAUGAUUGAGUGCCGCUGCUGCUAUGGGGAGUUUGCCUUCGAAGAGCUGACUCAGUGUGCAGAUGGACACUUGUUCUGCAAGGAGUGCCUAAUUAAAUAUGCUCAGGAGGCAGUUUUUGGCUCUGGGAAGUCAGAGCUCAGCUGCAUGGAAGGCAGUUGCACAUGUUCCUUCCCCACCAGUGAGCUGGAGAAAGUGCUUCCAGAGACCAUCCUCUGUAAAUACUAUGAGCGGAAAGCUGAGGAGGAGGUGGCUGCUGCCUGUGCAGAUGAGCUUGUCAGUCUCCUCCAGGAUGUGAACCUGGAAACAUGUCGGAAGUGCCAGGGGCUGUGGAAGGAGCACAUGAACCUCACAUGUGAGCAGCUGGCUGAGAAGGAUGACAUCAAGUACAGGACAUCCAUAGAAGAGAAGAUGACAGCUGCCCGGAUUAGGAAGUGCCACAAGUGUGGGACUGGCCUGAUUAAAUCCGAGGGCUGCAACCGCAUGUCUUGCCGCUGCGGUGCCCAGAUGUGCUACCUCUGCCGCGCUGCCAUCAACGGCUACGACCACUUCUGCCAGCACCCACGCUCCCCUGGGGCACCCUGCCAGGACUGUGCCAAGUGCUCUCUCUGGACAGAUCCCACAGAAGAUGAUGAAAAGAUAAUCCAGGAGAUUCAGAAGGAGGCUGAAGAGGAGCAAAAGAAGAAGAAUGGAGAGAACAGCUUCAAGCGGAUCGGCCCUCCUGUGGAAAAGCCUGUGGAGAAAAUCCAGAGAAUUGAAGUCAUCCCUAGACCUGUUCCUCAGAACCUCCACCAGCCCCGGAUGCCCCCAUACCCCUUCGUACACCCUCCCUUCCCUCUCCCUCCCGUCCGGCCCAUGUACAACAACAUUCCCCUCAACAUUGGCCCCAUCCCUGCCCCCUAUGUCCCCCCAUUACCCAACAUGAGGGUGAACUAUGACUUUCCCCAGAUUAAUGUGCAGCUGGAGCACAACUUGCCUAUGCACUUUGGCCCUCAGCCUCGGCACCGAUUCUGA
This is a messenger RNA of Acanthisitta chloris (rifleman), 2520 nucleotides long. RefSeq names its product ring finger protein 216 (gene RNF216). The annotation marks the transcript as partial. The transcript is spliced from 14 exons. NCBI's taxonomy places the organism in Eukaryota, Metazoa, Chordata, Aves, Passeriformes, Acanthisittidae. The record is from RefSeq and is a predicted model, not a curated record.